CAUAAUUUACAAGUGCCCAAAGCAAAACACUACGACUGAUCGUGCGCGCACCUACGAUCACGCGUUUUACGACUACCACUCUAUCGCCCCGGCUCGUCACUCUUCACUGGCUCCUUCUUCCAUGUGCACAACCGCGGUUCGAUACAGCUGCCACCGGGUGCGAUGAACAGCACACCACGAGGACCAGGCGGAUUUCCCGCAACUCCGCAGACGAUCAGGUCCUCUGGCGUGUAUAACACCGCUGAGACAACUCCAAGUCGACCGAAUGCCAGAAAGACACUGCCCAACGUACCUACAGCCACAGAACAUGUCCGCUCUGGUCCCUGGCUUUCAACGGACAUUUUGGACGCGGCGACACAGCGCUUCUAUGUUUUCGGUUUCUAUGUCGCAAUCUGGGCAUGGCGUCUCUAUGACUUCUACACGUUGGCAGUAGACCAAGAGGAGUCGCUUGGUUUAUGUCUGAAAUGGUGCUUCAUUGAUAUGGUGUGGAUGUUCGGGCUACCGCUACUGGAAAUACCUUGGCUGGAGUGGAACAAUGCGACGGCUUUUCUACUUUUCAUCCUUCACGCCGCCCUGGAUGUCAUGCUCAUGUUCCGGGUUGGGUUACCACUGCAAGCCUGGUGCGUGUCGCUGUUAGCGUUCCUCUAUGACAGCGAACUGGCAAUCAGCGAGCGUAGCGUCAAGCAAGGUUCCAUUCUUCACAAUGCCUCACUCAUCUUAGGCAAGCAGAUCAUUAACAUCUUGCCUGAAGGAUCCGCUAUCUUGAAUCCGGGUCGAGAAAGCUUCUGUUUAAAUUCCUCGAUCACGGCUCUUGAAAUUCCCAUUCUUAUCAACCAGACCGAACCCGUCGAGAUUGAGCUCUUGCGCAUUGAUAUCGAUACCAAUCAGAACGAGACGAUAACUAUAAAAAGGGGUGAAUUGAAGAGUUUAUUGAAGAAAGCAAGGAGAGCUACAAAACAUGUUGACCCUAACGAACCCCUACUGUUACGCCACAGUGUUAAAAAAACGGGCAUUUAUCUCCUCAAAAAAGUCUUAGACCAAUCAAAACUCGAGGUACGACCACGCUCAUCAAAUGUGGUCGUCGCCACCUGUCCGCAAGCACGCGUCGUUCCAACAAAUCUAAAUCGUUGCCGGAAUGAUCUAGCGAAUGUUGCACUUGAAAUCGAAGGGACCCCCCCACUCAGUAUCAAAUAUCGGUUGACUGUCAACGGCCAGUCACGCGGCACAUCCGAAUUCCAAAGUCUACAGCCCGAUGACUAUCUCUCGCCUCUAUCUAGACAUACUUCCCAGGCGUUGCUUCAUAGCAGCCGUGAAGAUGUUGCAUGGGCUCGCUCGCAGAAAGUGACAGUAGCACUAAAGGAAACUUUGGCUAGCAGUGGAACCUGGAAGUACUCUAUCGAAGAAGUGCAGGACGGCUUCGGCAAUUUUGUCAGCUAUGUCGUCCAUGAUGACGAAGAACACGUGAGCAAACACAAGCCAUUUGGUGUUUAUCAAUCCUUUUCCGUUCAUGAACGUCCUAGAGUUGCACUUGAUGGCUGCAACCAGCAGAAGCCUCUUCGUGUGGCAAAGGGCAACGUUGAGAAAUUGCCUCUCAAGUAUCAAUCUACCGGAAAGCAGGCAAUCGAUGCGCCACACAUAAUAGAAUACCUCUUUACUCCCCAAGGCAGUCUCCUGCCCGAUGGUACACACGCACCGGAUGCAACACUGAAGAAGGAAACCAUGCGCUCAAUUCGAGAACGACCACUGAUCUCCGAAGCCGGUCUCUACACUGUAACGUCAGUAUCGACAGAAUAUUGCGAAGGUGAAGUUCUCGAGCCAGCCUCAUGCCUAUUACAGAAUCCCCCAGAACCUGUAUUGGCAUUACAAAGCGAAGAUAUCGUCGAUAAAUGCGCCGGAAACCCUAUCGGACUGCGUGUGGAUCUGGACUUGAUUGGUACGCCCCCUUUCGUGGUCAAAUACACACAGCAGAGGAACCGAGAAAGACCACAGCAUAAGCUAGUCAAAAUCGAUUCUCUCCGUGGUACUUUGGAACUCACUCCUGACGAUGCGGGGCAUUAUACGUAUUCUUUCGAAUCCAUUCGGGAUCGCAUAUAUUCAGAGCGACCUCUGAGCCAACAACUAUCGCAGGAUGUGAAGCCAUCUGCAUCUGCACAAUUCAUAGAUGCUCAUGAUAUUAAACAAGCCUGUAUAGACGACUCUGUAGACUUCAACGUCAGAUUAUGGGGCGAGGGGCCUUGGACGCUGGAAUUUGAAUUAAUCCACAAUGGAAAACGAAUCAAAGACUCCAAGGUUGUAGAAGACCAGGUCCAUACUAUUAAGACACCUCGACUCAAGUCUGGAGGCGAAUACAUUUUGUCUUUAACAAGCGUGACGGACAAGAUGAACUGCAAGGAGUGGUUGACCAAGGAAGAAGCAAAAGUCAACGUGCGUCACGAGCGGCCAAAGGCUUAUUUCGGACAUAUCGAAGGGAAACAAGAUGUUUUGGCGCUUGAAGGCCGGAAGGUGAAUCUGCCCCUUCGUCUCACCGGUACCGGACCCUGGAAACUUGAAUACAAGAACCUGGACAAUGAGCGGAUCGAGAAAACGACGGUACGCGGCGCCAACGAUCACAUCGAGGCCAGUGCCCAAGGGGCGUACAAACUUUUGUCUGUUAGCGACUCGGUCUGUCCAGGUCUUAUUGACCAUAAAGCUGACGUCUUCUCUGUCAGCUGGGUUCCGCGACCGAAGCUCAGCAUCCCAGAAUCAGCCUCUAUGGUCUUCGACGGAAUUAAGUACGUAAAAGAAGCUGUAUGUGAAGGUGACGAAGACUCCUUUGACAUACUACUACAAGGCAGUACGCCUUACGAUGUCACUUAUGAACAGCAAUUCAAGGAUAAGGUGAACGGCAAAACCGCUGCCCUUAGCAAGAAGGAUCUGAAGGCCGUAGGUUCAGUCGCAUCUAUUCGAGCGGAAACAUCAAAAGCUGGCUUCUACGAAUACAAAUUCGUCAAGGUUGCGGACAGCAAAUACGAUCAUUCAUCAAAGCAUUUCGCACCGACAGUCCUUCAGCAAACAGUCUACUCGCUUCCAAGUGCUCGUUUCGACAAGCCGGGAAAGGUAUACAGCUUUUGCACUGCCCGUGAAGUGGAAGGGGAAGAGGUCAUACCGGUAACAAUGGAAGGGGUACCUCCCUUCUAUCUCGAAGUUGAGAUCAAGCAUACUGGCACGCCAAAGCCGGAAAUCAGCAUCCACAAAAACAUACCUUCGCACAGGUUCGAUGUCAAGAUUGAUCAACGCAAGUUACACCUCGGAACAUCAAUGGUCACAAUCCGCAAAAUCCGCGACUCUCGUGGCUGUACGCGCAAGCUACAGUCGGUCUCGCACCGCGUUCAGCUCAGCGUACACGAUGCACCAACAGCAACACCACUCGAGGAUCGCACUGACUUCUGUGUUGGUGAGCGCCUAUCAUUUGCCCUUGGUGGACAGGUUCCAUUCACUGUCUACUACACCUUUGAGAAUCAAGAACGAAAGGCGUCGAAUGCGGGCACAACCUUUAGGCGUCUCGCAGAACUACCUGGCACGUUCACUAUCACUGGUCUCCGGGACUCCGCGAGUGAAUGUUUGGCUGCCCUUGAGCUCACCAAGCGAAUCCAUCCAAUCCCGUCUGUGCGUCUCUCUGGCGGCCAGGUCUCCCAAGUGGAUAUUCACGAAGGUGGUGGAACCGAUCUUGAAUUUCAAUUUUGGGGUACGCCUCCAUUCGAGUUCACGUAUACAAGAAGUACGAACGCGGCGAAAGGAAAGAAGAGCAAAGUACUAGAAAUCAGGACAGAAAUCAGCCACGAACGAGAAUUGCGAAUUCCCGUGCAAGAGGAAGGUACAUAUGAAGUCGUCAGUAUCAAGGAUCGCUGGUGUAGUUUUGCAAGGGGCUUGGAUGGGCAGGGCGUCGUUGGGGAGGGGAACAGAAGGGGUAAGAAACUGCUGCAAUAGAAACAGACACGACCGUCGAGGCGCGAUGCCUCGACGAAGAAUGAAAUGAUUGAGCAUUUGUAGGCGUUUCAUGGGAGAUCCAAAUUCUUGUCAACAGGCAAGGAGCCGAUUCGCCUCUUCGACGGUAUAAGAUGUAUAAUAGCGUGUACUUAAUAUAGACCUUGUUCAUUUCGC
Messenger RNA from Aaosphaeria arxii CBS 175.79, 4140 nucleotides. RefSeq lists its product as uncharacterized. Bases 163 to 3966 code for a protein of 1267 amino acids. Gene Ontology annotation, cellular component: nuclear pore transmembrane ring. Lineage: Eukaryota; Fungi; Ascomycota; Dothideomycetes; Pleosporales. Gene Ontology annotation, biological process: nuclear pore organization; protein import into nucleus. Gene Ontology annotation, molecular function: structural constituent of nuclear pore. The transcript has 3 exons. The record is from RefSeq and is a predicted model, not a curated record.